Messenger RNA from Cyprinus carpio (common carp), 2517 nucleotides. It is a transcript of the gene arhgap42b, whose product is annotated as rho GTPase-activating protein 42. Gene Ontology annotation, cellular component: cytoplasm. Lineage: Eukaryota; Metazoa; Chordata; Actinopteri; Cypriniformes; Cyprinidae. Gene Ontology annotation, biological process: signal transduction. Gene Ontology annotation, molecular function: GTPase activator activity; protein binding. The record is from RefSeq and is a predicted model, not a curated record.
AUGCAUGGAACUGCUCAGUCCUUCAAAGAGUUUUCCCAGUUGCUGAACACCAUGGAAGAGGAGAGAAGGCGGCUGAUCCAGAAUGCCGAUGAUGUUCUGAUCACACCCUUGGAGAGAUUCCGGAAAGAGCAGAUCGGAGCAGCCAAGGAGGGGAAGAAGAAAUUUGACAAGGAGGCGGAAAAGUACUAUUCCUCACUGGAAAAACAUCUUAACCUGUCGUCCAGAAAAAAAGAAUCAGCUCUCCAAGAGGCUGACGCUCAGAUUGAUAAGGAAAGGCAACUCUUUUAUGAUGCCUCUCUAGAAUACGUCUUCAAAAUCCAGGAGGUUCAAGAGAAGAAGAAAUUCGAAUUUGUUGAGCCGCUCUUGGCCUUCCUACAGGGUCUGUUCACUUUCUACCAUGAGGGUUAUGAGCUGGCCCACGAAUUUGAUCCCUACAAACAGCAGCUACAGUUUAACCUACAGAAUACAAGAAACAACUUUUUGAGCACCAAGCAAGAAGUAGAAAAGCUGAUGAACAGAGUCCGAUCUGCAGAUCAAGACCAGAAGCCCCCAGGGCAGUGGACAAUGGAAGGCUACCUCUAUGUCCAGGAGAAACGGCCUUUGGGUUGCGCAUGGAUACAACAUUAUUGUACAUACGAAAAAGGCAGCAACACCUUCAGCAUGUGCAACACAGAGGCAAAACCCACUGCUAAACAGAACGGUGUCAUGUCAAAUCCCACAGAGAAGUUCAGACUGAAGUCCUGUAUCAGGAGGAAGACUGACUCGAUUGAUAAGCGCUUCUGUUUUGAUAUUGAGGUGGUUGAAAGGCAUGGCAUUAUCACUCUACAAGCGCUGUCUGAGUCCAACAGGAGACUCUGGCUGGAAGCUAUGGAUGGCAAAGAGCCGAUCUACAACCUUCCUGCUAUUCUGAGCAAGAAAGAGGAGACAUAUUUAAAUGAAGCUGGCUUUAAUUUUGUGAGGAAGUGUAUACAGCUGGUGGAGUUGAGAGGGCUCAGCACUAUGGGUUUGUACAGGGUCGGUGGAAUAAACUCAAAAGUUCAGAAACUCAUGACCACAGUCUUCUCACCCAAAGCAGCAUCAGAUAUGGAUCUUGACUCAGAUACCUGGGACAAUAAGACCAUCACCAGUGGCCUCAAGAAUUACCUCAGGUGUCUUUCUGAGCCUCUCAUGACAUACAAGCUCCACUCAGACUUCCUCUUGGCUGUCAAAUCUGAUGAUCAGAACUACAGAGUGUGUGCAGUUCAUGCGCUGGUGCAUAAACUACCUGACAAAAACAAAGAGAUGCUGGAGAUAUUAAUCAAACAUCUACUCAAUGUGUCCACUCACAGUGAGAAUAACAUGAUGACGGUGUCCAAUCUGGGAGUGAUCUUUGGCCCUACGCUUAUGCGCUCACAGGAGGAAACCGUCGCCGCCAUGAUGAACAUCAAAUUCCAAAACAUUGUGGUAGAAAUUCUCAUUGAAAAUUUUGAGAAGAUAUUUCAUCAGGCGCUGGACCCUAAUGUUCCCCUGCCGCAGCCUCAGUCUCGUCCAGAGUCUCGCAGGAGCAGAGCCAUCUGUCUCUCAUCUGGACCACGCAAACCCAAGAGCCUCUACACACCCUCAAUGUGCCUGGCAGACGCGGACAGUGACACGUUCAGCAGUAGUCAGGUAGGAAUCAUGUAGUCAGUAUGGUCCCACUCCUCAGAGCAGAACAGCUCCUCCAAAACCUGCUCCUCUCCACAGGCCAAAGACAAGCCCCCCUUCCCCGGCCUGCGACAUACCCCUUCCUCCCUGUCCUCCAGCGAGCCGCAGGGCCCCACCUGCACCAGCAGUCCAGACUCCAGCUCCAGAGAGGACAUGGGCCGUGUGGAUUGGGACGAGUCCUGUAGGAAGAACUCAGGCUCAGCAGCUGCCAGAUCUUCACCAGCACCCACAAAGGCUCCUCACUCUGAAGUAGGAAUCAACUCAGUGCAGCUUAACCGCUUGAGUGCCCCAUCUUUACACAUCACAGAAGGUCGUAAGAGCUGUGUGGGGUCUGUACAGAAUCUAGCAUGUGAGGUGCAUAAAGACGGCAUCAGAUCCACAGCCUACCAUGAUCUGCCACCUAAAAUGAUCCUGCGCCGAAAGCUGGACAACAACAGCUCUACCAACGGCUAUCAGAGACCAGGAUCAGUGGUGGCUGCCAGAGCGCAGCUUUUUGAGAACCCAUCAGCUGUAAAACCUCCUCCCUUGGGAAGAGAUGCCAAAGCCAUAUAUUCAUGUGAAGCAGAGCACAGCCAUGAGCUGAGCUUCCCAAAGGGGGCCCACUUCUCUAACGUGUAUCCUUCAGUGGAACCGGGUUGGCUCCAGGCAACAUUUGAGGGCAAAACAGGCCUUGUUCCUGAAAAUUAUGUGGUGUUCUUCUGAAAAUCGUUCAACCAGGAAGGCCCAAGCGUUUCAUGGUAUCCAUGGCAACAUCAACUUUAGACCAAGGGCUUUAAAUAUAUACCAAUCGUUGACGGCUAUGCAAGUGGACUGUGCCAUUAAUAAAUCAUUGAA